AACGUUCAGCCUUCAAAGGUCGGGGUAGGAGAGAAAAUAACUCGAGGAUUUUAGUAUAUCGUCUAUUUCCUAAUUAAGAAAUGAGUGUGACAGUCCUUUGGUCAGCUCAGUUGUAGACAUUGCUAUCAAAACCCCAAAAGGCUGGUGGCUGUCCGGGCGACCCGGCUCCCUUCCCUGGGAGACCCCAGGCCAGAGCAGCCCGGCCGCCGCCCGUCUCCGGGGUCUUUCCCUCCACGCGCGGACACCUCGGUUCCCCCGGGGCUGUCUCUUGCGCUCAACUCCCGGCAAGGCCGGCCGCCUCAGGCUCGCCGCCACCAGGACGGUGCAAAUACCUUUUCCCUCCACGGGGCCCCAGCGUGCGGACACCUCCCCGCCUCCUCCCUCCCUGCCGGCGGGGCCCUUUCCCGGCUCGGGAACAGCAGCCGGGCCGCGGCGGCAGGAAGCUAGGCCUUGUUGAUGCUGUUCCAUGGCGCGCCUCUCCACCCUCCGGCAGCCGCUGCGGCUCUUCCAUGCUCUAGUGCGCCCCCCUCCGCGCCUGCGCGGUGCCCCGCGGGGGGCGGGGCUCGGAUUCCUGUCAGCAGCCGCGGCGGUGGCGGCGACCGUCAGUUUUCGCUGAGGAGAACACGAAAAGGACCCGUUGGCUCUCCCCCAUCCCCUUCCCCGCCCUGAAUCCCUCUUCUGGCUCGCUGGGAAUCAGUCCUCGUGGAGUUUUCCUAGCACCCCGCCGCCGUUUCUUCGGUCCUCGGCCGGGUGGAAGUCACUGCCCUCGAGGAGGAGGCAGCGGCGGCCGCCUUCGCCUCGCCGCCCCCGGUUUGGUGCCCGCGGUCCCGGAGAGGAGGUGCCGCCGCCACCGCCGCUCCCCCCCUCCCGCUGCCCUCGGGCCGGGCUGGGUCGAGUUGCGAUGCCCUCGGACUUCAUCUCAUUGCUCAGCGCGGACCUAGACCUGGAAUCGCCCAAGUCCCUGUACUCGCGAGAAUCUGUCUAUGAUCUUCUCCCAAAGGAGUUACAGUUACCUCCAUCUAGAGAAACAUCUGUAGCAUCAAUGAGUCAGACAAGUGGCGGUGAGGCAGGCUCGCCUCCUCCAGCUGUAGUUGCUGCUGAUGCUUCUUCAGCUCCCUCCUCUUCCUCCAUGGGCGGUGCUUGCAGCUCCUUUACCACCUCUUCCAGCCCUACCAUUUAUUCUACCUCAGUCACCGACAGCAAGGCUAUGCAAGUGGAGAGCUGCUCCUCAGCCGUGGGGGUAAGUAACAGAGGGGUAAGUGAAAAGCAGUUAACCAGUAACACAGUUCAGCAGCAUCCAUCAACACCGAAGAGGCACACAGUCUUAUACAUCUCACCACCACCUGAGGACUUGCUGGAUAACAGUCGGAUGUCCUGCCAGGAUGAGGGGUGUGGAUUGGAAUCUGAGCAGAGCUGCAGUAUGUGGAUGGAGGAUUCCCCCUCCAACUUCAGUAACAUGAGCACCAGUUCCUACAAUGAUAACACUGAGGUACCUCGUAAAUCACGAAAACGAAAUCCAAAGCAGAGGCCGGGGGUCAAACGACGAGAUUGUGAAGAAUCUAAUAUGGAUAUAUUUGAUGCCGACAGUGCCAAAGCACCUCACUAUGUGCUUUCUCAGCUUACCACGGACAACAAAAGCAACUCAAAAGCAGGAAAUGGGACAUUGGAAAACCAAAAAGGAACUGGCGUAAAGAAGAGCCCUAUGUUGUGUGGACAAUAUCCUGUAAAAAGUGAGGGAAAGGAGCUGAAGAUAGUUGUACAACCUGAGACCCAGCACCGAGCUCGGUACCUGACUGAGGGCAGCCGUGGCUCAGUAAAAGAUAGAACACAGCAAGGCUUUCCUACAGUAAAGCUGGAAGGCCAUAAUGAACCAGUAGUGUUGCAGGUGUUUGUGGGUAAUGACUCUGGUCGAGUAAAACCACAUGGAUUUUAUCAGGCCUGCAGGGUAACUGGACGAAAUACAACUCCCUGCAAAGAAGUAGACAUUGAAGGCACUACUGUUAUCGAAGUUGGCCUUGAUCCUAGCAACAACAUGACACUGGCGGUGGACUGCGUAGGGAUAUUAAAACUGAGAAAUGCUGAUGUUGAAGCCAGAAUUGGAAUUGCUGGUUCCAAGAAAAAAAGCACCCGUGCCAGAUUGGUUUUUCGAGUUAAUAUCAUAAGGAAAGAUGGCUCCACUUUGACACUGCAAGCACCGUCUUCUCCAAUUUUGUGUACUCAGCCAGCAGGAGUGCCAGAGAUCUUAAAGAAAAGCUUGCAUAGCUGUUCUGUGAAAGGAGAGGAAGAAGUAUUUUUAAUUGGCAAGAAUUUUCUAAAAGGAACUAAAGUUAUUUUCCAAGAAAAUGUUUCUGAUGAAAACUCUUGGAAGUCAGAAGCUGAAAUUGACAUGGAAUUAUUUCAUCAGAAUCAUCUUAUUGUGAAGGUUCCUCCUUAUCAUGACCAGCAUAUAACUUUGCCUGUAUCGGUGGGAAUAUAUGUAGUGACUAAUGCUGGAAGAUCUCAUGAUGUUCAGCCCUUCACUUACACUCCAGAUCCGGCGCUGGCUGGUGCUUUGAAUGUAAAUGUGAAGAAGGAAAUAUCUAGUCCAGCAAGACCUUGCUCUUUUGAGGAGGCCAUGAAAGGUACCAAUUUGAUUCUUCUUAAAAAUUCAAUGAAAACUACUGGAUGUAAUUUAGAUAAGGUAAAUAUCCUUCCUAACGCCCUGAUCACUCCACUCAUAUCAAGCAGUAUGAUUAAGAGUGAAGAUGUUACUCCAAUGGAAGUAACAGCUGAAAAAAGGUCUUCCCCUAUUUUUAAGACGACCAAGGCAGUUGGAUCAACUCAGCAAACGUUAGAAAAUAUCUCCAACAUAGCAGGAAAUGGAUCUUUUUCAUCACCAUCAUCUUCCCAUUUACCUUCUGAAAAUGAAAAGCAGCAACAGAUUCAGCCCAAAGUGUACAACCCAGAGACCCUGACAACUAUCCAAACACAAGACAUCUCACAGCCUGGUACCUUUCCAGCAGUUUCUGGUUCUAGUCAGCUGCCCAACAGCGAUGCACUCCUGCAGCAGGCAACACAAUUCCAAACCAGAGAAUCUCAAUCUAGAGAGGUAUUACAGUCAGAUGGCACAGUGGUUAAUUUGUCACAACUGACUGAAGCAUCACAACAGCAGCAGCAGUCACCACUACAAGAACAAGCACAGACCUUACAGCAGCAGAUUUCAUCAAAUAUUUUUCCAUCACCAAAUAGUGUGAGUCAGCUACAGAAUACUAUUCAGCAGUUGCAAGCAGGAAGUUUUACAGGCAGUACUGCUGGCAGCAGCAGUGGGAGUGUUGACUUGGUCCAACAAGUUUUAGAGGCACAACAGCAGUUAUCUUCAGUUUUAUUUUCUGCUCCAGAUGGUAAUGAGAAUGUUCAAGAACAGCUUAGUGCAGACAUUUUUCAACAAGUCAGUCAAAUUCAAAAUAGUGUAAGCCCUGGAAUGUUUUCCUCAACAGAGCCAACAGUCCAUACCAGAUCAGAUAAUUUAAUGCCUGGAAGAGCUGAAAGUGUUCAUCCACAGGCUGAAAACACGUUGUCUAAUCAACAGCAGCAACAACAGCAACAGCAAGUGAUGGAAUCGUCAGCUGCAAUGGUGAUAGAGAUGCAGCAGAGUAUCUGCCAGGCAGCUGCCCAGAUUCAGUCAGAAUUAUUCCCUCCUGCUUCAGCAAAUGGAAACCUUCAGCAAUCGCCAGUUUACCAGCAGACUUCUCACAUGAUGAGUGCAUUAUCUACCAAUGAGGACAUGCAAAUGCAAUGUGAGUUGUUUUCUUCUCCUCCUGCAGUUUCUGGAAAUGAAACUUCUACAACCACCACACCUCAGGUUGCGACUCCUGGCACUACCAUGUUUCAGACAUCAAGUUCAGGAGAUGGAGAAGAAAGUGGAGCACAGGCAAAACAGAUUCAGAACAGUGUGUUUCAGACCAUGGUCCAGAUGCAACAUAGUGGGGACAAUCAACCUCAAGUUAACCUUUUUUCAUCUACAAAAAGUAUGAUGAGUGUUCAGAAUAGUGGUACCCAGCAACAAGGCAAUGGUUUAUUCCAGCAGGGUAAUGAGAUGAUGUCACUUCAAUCUGGGAAUUUUUUGCAGCAGUCUUCUCAUUCACAGUCUCCACUUUUUCAUCCUCAAAAUCCCAUUGCUGAUGCUCAGAACCUUUCCCAGGAGACACAAGGUUCUAUCUUUCAUAGUCCAAAUCCUAUUGUCCACAGUCAGACUUCUACAACCUCCUCUGAACAAAUGCAGCCUUCAAUGUUUCACUCUCAAAGUACCAUUGCUGUGUUACAGGGCUCUUCAGUUCCUCCAGACCAGCAGUCAACCAACCUAUUUCUCUCGCAGAGUCCUAUGAAUAAUCUUCAAACUAACACAGUGACCCAAGAAGAACAGAUUUCAUUUUUUGCAGCACAGAACUCAAUUUCACCACUUCAGUCAGCAUCAAACCCUGAACAGCAAGCUGCUUUUCAACAGCAAGCUCCAAUAUCACGCAUCCAGAACACUAUGCUUUCCCAAGAACAAGCACAGCCAUCCCAGCAAGGCUUAUUUCAGCCUCAGGUGUCUCUGGGUUCCCUUCCAUCUAAUCCAAUCCCUCAAAACCAACAAGGAACAAUUUUCCAGUCACAGCACUCAAUAGUUGCCCUGCAGAGUAACUCUCCAUCCCAGGACCAGCAGCAGCAGCAGCAACAGCAACAACAGCAACAACAGCAGCAGAACAUUUUAUUCAGUAACCAGAAUACCAUGGCUACAAUGGCAUCUCAAAAGCAGCCACCACCAAACAUGAUCUUCAACCCGAACCAAAAUCCACUGGCUAGUCAGGAGCAACAGAACCAGUCAAUUUUUCACCAACAAAGUAAUAUGGCCCCAAUGAAUCAAGAGCAGCAGUCCAUGCAAUUUCAGAAUCAGUCCACAGUUUCCUCACUUCAGAACCCAGGCCCUACCCAGUCUGAAUCAUCACAGACCUCCUUGUUCCAUAGCUCUCCUCAGAUUCAGUUGGUACAAGGGUCACCUAGUUCUCAAGAUCAACAAGUAACACUCUUCCUCUCUCCAGCAUCCAUGUCUGCUUUGCAGACUGGUAUAAACCAACAAGACAUGCAACAGUCUCCUCUUUAUUCCCCUCAGAGCAACAUGCCUGGAAUCCAAGGAGCCACAUCUUCACCUCAACCACAGGCUACUUUGUUUCACAACACUGCAGGAGGCACCAUGAACCAACUGCAGAAUUCUCCUGGCUCAUCUCAGCAGACUUCAGGAAUGUUCUUAUUUGGCAUUCAAAAUAACUGUAGUCAGCUUUUAACCUCUGGACCAACUACAUUGCCAGAUCAGUUGAUGGCCAUAAGUCAGCCAGGCCAACCGCAAAACGAAGGCCAGCCACCUGUGACAACACUUCUUUCUCAGCAGAUGUCAGAGAAUUCUCCACUGGCAUCUUCUAUGAAUACUAACCAGAACAUCGAAAAGAUUGAUUUGCUUGUUUCAUUGCAAAACCAAGGGAACAACUUGACUGGUUCCUUUUAACUCGAUAUAAAUUCCAUGACGAAAAAUCCUGAUUUCCAAGAUGUCCUGAGAUCUUAUGGUUUCAUGAGGAUUACUGAACUGUUACUUAAAAACAAAACAAAAUACAAAAAACUGUAUUUGAGUAAAUGGAUAGAUUUUACUCUGACUGCAGAAGGGCACACCUAUGCUGUCUGCUGCAGUGACUAGCCAUCAAUGUUAACAUCUUCAUGUUUUAUAUUCCUAAUAACAGUGAUGACUGAGAACCAAUUUGAGUCUCCAGCUGACAGAAUUAAUUGUUGCAUUUUCCUAGGCAUAAUUUCUUUAAAAGUACAGUUUAAUUUCAAGGCUGGACUACUCAGUUAUUAUUGCUAUUAGAAAAUAAUAUCUGUCAUGUUUACUUGUGUUCUUCAUUUUUUCGUGUAUUGUUUUAGUCAAGUAAUAGCUUUUGAAAAAGUAAAAUUCAGUGAUAACUAAGGCUGUGAGUUUUUUUCAAUAUAAAAAGCACAGCUGUUGGCCAAAGUGAAGGAAUCUUUUCUCAGUUUUUAUGGAGAAACUGAAAGGGGUAACAUUGUGAGAAGUAAGCCGUAUUAAGAACUCUAUGCAGAUAAGAGAACUGUUGAUUUAACAUAAAGGCAGACAACACUCAAAACUGGGGACAGCUGGAAUGCUAUUGGUUUUAUUUUGCAGAGAGUUGUUUUAGUUCUCUGUAUUUCUAUUAAGGGAUUUAGCCAUAAUUGUGCAUAGAAAAAUAAUUCUCUUUCUCUAUAAAAAAGGGGAUAAUAUAUGGUGAAUUAUGUUCUGAGAUCCUCCUACAGUGAUUUAAAACUGACAGAAUGAUUUGAGUCUGUUUUCUUCUUAACCUAGUCAUAGGCUGGAAUAUCUUAGGCUGGUAUUCCCUUUUUAUAUGCAUCUGUGUUAUUUUCCACCUCUUUUUCUCUUUAUUUUAAACAAGUAUUAAUAUACUACUGGCUUUGUGACCCUGUAGCAACUUAAAGGAAAAGGCCGCUUUAAUCUAGGGUGACCUACCAAUCCUGCAGCACAGGGCAGGGAGUACUCCUUUGGGAAUUAUUGGGAGUUGAUUCCUGAGAAACAAUGCAUAUUUUCCCCUGUGAACGGUGCUGUUCCAAAGUCUUCAAAUUUUUCCCACUAAUAGGAAACUGUGUAAAUUUCAAUUGGAAAAAAAAAUAAAAGGCAAACUAAAAUUUCUUGAAACAUCACUUCUCCCUGAGCUGCAGUGAGUAUAAAUUCACUUGUCACCUCAGUGCUUUACUUGGUCACUUACCUGAUGGUUCCCACAAGCCUUAGGCUUUACAGGGUCAUAUUAUUGACUUAAAAUGAAGAAUUAACUUGUGUUACAUCUACUAUGUAUAAAGAGCAAAAUAACACACUCCAGAACUUGCAGUUGUAGCAUUAGUUAUACAGUUUUGGGUGUUCCUGCCACCCAUGGGAUGCCUGCUUUUCACUACACCUGUGUCUGGACACCUGCUUAUGUCUCAUUUUCCUUUCAGCAUGUGGAGAACUGUCAAUGCAGUGUAAGGCCAACGUCUGUGUGGCUUCAGUGUGUUGAUAUAAUGUUUUGGUAUCCUUGUCUGUUUCAUUUAUUUGUUAGAUGUACAAAAAAAUAGCCUGUUAAUUGCUAUUGAAAGCUACUUUUCUAGCCGGGCGUUGUGGCGGGCGCCUGUAGUCCCAGCUACUCGGGAGGCUGAGGCAAGAGAAUCGCUUAAGCCCAGGAGUUGGAGGUUGCUGUGAGCUGUGUGAGGCCACGGCACUCUAUCGAGGGCCAUAAAGUGAGACUCUGUCUCUACAAAAAAAAAAAAAAAAGAAAGCUACUUUUCUGUUCUAGUUUUUUUCUGUCCUGUACAUUUAGUUGAAGUGUGUGGACUUGUGGUGUUGGCUUGUUUAUACAAGAGAGGUUUUCCCCUUUUUUUGUGAUGGUCUUUGUUCUUUGAAUGUGCUCUUCUAAUUUUUUUCCCUCUUUCUUCUUUUGUAUUCUUCCCUCCACCCCCAACCCUUUCUUUCUUUCUCUCUCUGAUUGAGAGGCAUUGAAUUACGUUUUCAGUAGUACAGGCUUCUUGCCGAUAUGAAGGGAACUUUUCAGAAAGAGACCUACUCUGGGUCAUUUAAUUUUGAAUACAGUUUUCAAUCGUUCAAGUUUUGGAUGGUUUAUAUCUAAUGUGUGUUUCAUUUUUUUGGAAAGCUAUAUUUUGUAUUUAGGAAAUGGUAUACUAUUUUGCUAUUUGUACUGAGUGAGUACAUUGGCAUAAAUAUAGAAAUUUAUAUAUAUACAUAUAUAUAAACUAUUCUUUUUUGCCACACAUUUUUGUGGUAAAUUUGUGAGUUUGUCUGAUGUUCUACCACAACGUGGCGUCUGAUAACAGUGAAGGGGGGGUUUGUUAUGUCUUUAUUGAGUAUUUAAGUAUCUUUUGAAACAAAUGACUUGUUCAUCUGUGGCCAUUCCAUCAGGCAGUUCCUUGGUGUUAAUAGUGGGCUAAAGGCAGCUUACUGUGUGUUUGCUGGAUCUUUUACUCAGCAAAAUGUUAGAGUAAGGAAACCCAUCAAGGCAGUUGUGUCAAAUGGUGUUUCACAAGAAUGAGCCAUUCAGUCUUUGCUCACUAUGUAUUUAAUAUUUUAUUAUUAUUGUUGUUGUUAUUAAUUGGCUUUCUGUAUCCUAUGCCUUUUAUUUAUAAAGACACUAAAAAAAACCAUGUUUGUAAUUUUAAUAACAUUUUCCCCAUCUUGUAAUAUCCAGAGCUACUUUAUAAAUUCUCUGAACCAAAAGUAUUUUCCUCAAUAUAUCUCUUCUCCCUCAGCCCCUAUCAGGAAAAAUUACCCAAUAUAGUUCAGGUUAUGAGAAGGAUCAGCUACACAAUCCAGUGCUUCAGUUUUAAAAUAUAAAACUCUAACCCUAGAGCAGGCUUCACUAUAAUGUCAGAUAAAGCAAACAUAGCAGGUAUUACAAGAACUGAAGAACUAAGUUUUUUUUCUGAUUUUUUAUUUUUUCCUACAAGAUAUCAUAGGAGACUCAAGAAGUCUGUGUCUGUUCACCAAAUUCUAAUUAGAAUGACUGUUAAUACUGCCCUAUGGAUGAAGUGGUGGCAAGAAGACUGGCUUGUGUGCUGAUUUCUGUGAAUUAGCAAGAGGUUUAUCAUUGUAAAACGCUAAUUGGCAAUGCCAAGUCACUGGGACCAAUUUUAUGUUUUAUAAUACCUAAGUUUAAAACAGAACAUACACCUGAACUGUAGUGGUUGGAUUGGAUGGAGGCAGAAAACCCAAUUUUUAUUCUCAUAAAUUUUGUGGUUAUUUAUACAAGGGCUGUGCUAUGCUACCAUAUUCUUAUUCAAUAAUGAUAGUUUGGUGGUUUUUUUUUUUUUUUACAUUGUUAAAUGUUCCUUGCCCCUAAAGGUCAAUGUUAAAUACAACAUUCUGAAUAUAUGAUUUGGUUACGAAGAGUAUUUGUCUUCUUAUUAAAGCUCAGUGGUUGAUACUUGUGCUAAUAAGGCAGUUUACUAGUUACUGUUACACAUUAUAGCUACAUAUAGAAGAAACUCAGUGAGCCAGCAAAGGCCACGAAACAAUUUAUUAAAUUUAUUUAUGGCAGAAGGACCUAAAUAAACUGUGAACCACGUUUUAUUUCUUUAUAUUGUUACAGUCAGUUGUUCUUACUUUUACUAACUCACUAAUUAAUGCUCGGAGCUUAUCUCUGUGUGUGUGUGUGUGUGUUAUUCUUUGUUGUCAUUAUUUGUGUAUAUCCACAGCAAAAUGGGAGAAGAAAUUAGAAGUCAUAUUUUGCCUCUGAGCUUUAUCGUGUUAUCUUUGUGAUUAGAGUAUCAUGCUGUGUUACUUAGCUAAUGCAGAUCUGUUUUACCCAGUCUCCCUAGAUGAGGUUGUUUAAAGGGGCUUUGUUUAUUACAAAAGGAGUAUGAAUGAGAGAUCUUCCUUUUUUCCUUCCUUCUUCCUUCCCUUCCUCUCUUUUCUUUCAAUCUACCCUGCCUUGCUUUUUUCUGUAGUAUCAUAUGAGGUGUAGUUUGGAAUUUCAUUCUAGUGCGUUUCCUGCCCAUCACAACCUCAGCUAAUCUACCUAGAAAAAACAGUGUCAAAGGAAAAGAGAAAAGUUGUAUCUGAGUCCCUCCUGAACUAAGAUUAAUUCUUUUUGACUACUUAAGUGAAAUCAUUAGAUGCAUCAGCAAAUAAUGUUCAGAAUAAAAUGAUUUAAUAAUUAAAGUCUCAUAUGUAACAGUUGUAAUUUUUCACUCGGAGUAGUAAUCUGAGAAUUUUUCAUUUUUCUGAUGAAAAUUUCUGUUCUAAUAUCUGUUUCCUAAUUUAUUUUUUAAAUUAAUUGAACAUUGUAUGAGAGCUGUUAGCUUUACUCUGCUUGUGACCAUAGGCUUCAUCUCUGAACAAGACUGUCAUCCACAUCCACACGCCUUUGGAUAUAAGGAGGGACCCAGUCUGGAGAGACUGUGUAGGAAAAAAUAACUCAGAGUAUGUACCCUAAUGAAUGGAUUAGUACAAUUGCAUAACAUGUAUUAAAAAGAGAUUUUCUCCUCUGUCUAUUUGUGCCACUAGAUCUAAACUAUAGAGAUAAUGUUCAUAACAUAGUAAAUACCUAUCAGAAUAAUAUCUACAAUAUCUUUUGUGAAUGGUCCUAGUGUUCCAAUUACUUCUUUAACCCUCGUUUAAUUUAAUAUCAUGCCAUUCUAGCCUCAUUUAUUAAUAAAGUUGUUUUUACUCCACUUUUCCGGGAAAUUUUUAAAAUUAAUAUUUUAUAUCUAGAUUAAAUGGUUAUGAAAAAGUGCCUUUUUUACCUUAAUAAUACUCCCUUCUUAUAAUUUUUAUUUUUCACCAUUGCCAAAAAGAUAUAAAUAAAUGUUUUUAACAGGUCCCAACUUUUACUUUUUCCAUUUAGCCAUUCUUUUCUCCAUUUCCUGGUCACUAUCAGAAACAACUUCGUAAGUCCUUUCAGCUUAAGAAUAACAGAAAAGAUGCAAUGUUAGAAUUGUUUCUUUGGGGGAGGGUAAAAGAUUACAGAAUUAUACUAUUUAGGCUUUAUAUAAAUUAACUAUAAAGUUUUCUUCAUUUCAACCACCUAAUAAUAGGUCUUACCUAAAUACUAAUGAGAAUUUUACUAUCUCUGAGACUUCAUGCACACAAACGUAUAUAAGUCUGAAGAAGGAAAUGUUUAAGGCAUUUUCUCUGAUCUUCAUUUGAUGAAAAUAAAUCACUGCUAAAGCAUAGUUUGAGUCCUGAUAAUGUCAGUUUCUUUUUUUUUAACUAGACAGGACAGAGUUGCUCAUUUUAGUGUACUUAUCAGAACCUCAAUUAAUUUGCCUAAAAAUAUUGAAGGAAAUGAGGUAGAAGUUAUAUCUGAGUCCCUGUAAACCUAAGAUAAUAAUUCUUUUCUACCAGAUACAAUUGGAUUGUGUGUCCUGGUUUUUGUUAAUUUUGACUUUAUUCCAGCUCCUUACCACAAUGGUGGUGCUUGAAAAAACGUCCAUGAGCAACAGGUCAAGAUAGUAGUACCGUUAGGAUAGAGCUGCCUUCCCCAUGCAGGUAUUUCUGUGACUGUUAGUGAAGACUGCAAACCUUUAUGCAAUAUUCUUAGUACCCUAUUGAUAUUAUGCACUUUAAUCAUUCCAAAGAAGCCAAGAAUGUGUAGUGAUAAUUCCUUCUUAAUGAAUACAUCUUAACUAUUUAGUAUACCUUGUCCCAUUUUCUUUUGGACAACCAACUUAGUAUAAGAAUUAUGUGGAUAUUUUCUAAAGUGACCAUAUAGUAGAACUUAAGACUUUAUAGGAGGGAAAUCAUUUAGCAAAUUAUUUUAGAAACAUUACAGUGUUUAGCUUGCUAAUUCAUAUGUUUGAGAAUUCAUUAAAACCAAUCCUUUUUCUAUAUGUUUUGUGUCAUAUACAUAAGAACAUUACAGCAUGUCAUUUUCUGUAUGUGUAGUAUGUGCAAACCAGUGGUUCUCAAAGUAUGGUCCUCAGCCCACCAGCUAGCAUCAGUAUCACCUGGGAACUAGUCAGAAAUGCAGAUUUUUAGGCCUUAUCCCAGAUAUACUGAAUCAGAAACUCUGGAGUGAGGCCCAGCAAUCUGUGUUUUAACAAGCCCUCUGGGUGAUUCUGGUGUACACUAAAGUUUAAGAAUCACUGGUAUGAAUUAUAUCUAGAGAGAGCUAGAAAGUUUUAUUCCCACUCAUAUAAAUAUAGUUAUACAUGAUUCUUUAUAUAAAUUCAGCUUAACCUGAUAUCUAUAAUCAUUUAUUAGCAAUGAUAAUUUAAUCUCAAUACUGCCUAUAGAAAUAUUUUAUGUACAUAUACAGUUAGUCUAGUUAUUGAUAAUUCAGUUAACUUAGCUUGGCAUUUUCCUACCACUUUACUAAAAAAGUUUACAUUAAAUGACUGAUUUAAAUACAUAGGUGCAAUGUUCUGUAUUUAUUUUAAUUGUUAUGACAUUUAAAUAGCUAAUAUAAUUGACGGGUGCUAAAGUCUCCUGUUUAUCCAUAAAAUGGGUACACUUUGGGCAGUGUAAUACAUGUACAAGAUUUCUUUUCAUUGCCUCAUACUUUACCAGCAGACCACAGUUUUUCUCUGGCUAGAGCAGUUCUCAGAACAAAAUUAUCAUUCCUUGUACACGUAUUUAUAUUUGUAUCUGAGAUAGUAGACAAGAUGGCUGGCCAGGUCAACAUAGCACCUUACUCCUUUUUAAAAUAGGUAAAACUUCUUUAAAAGUAGUUUGCUUUCUGUAAGAAUUAAUGUAGUAGAGAUACAGUUGUGCUUGGAGCUGAUGCUUCAGACAAGAAUUAUUUACUGAAAUAAAUAAUUAAAUAAUAUAAUGCAUUAUAUUAUUUGGGCAUUUCUCUUUUCUCAAUUAUAUGAAUCAUGGUAAAUAUAAACUAACCACAAGAUAAGGAGGUUUCUUCAUUCGUUUUAACCUCCUGUGCAAAUCAGUACCUGUAUUGUUCUAAUCUUCCUCCCAUUGUUUACAAAUCACAAGUUAACUUAGGAAAGAAAAAUAUACAUUUCAGAAUAAAAAUAAGUGUAUACUUACUUUAUAAAAAUCACCACUGCUAUCUUUCCUUAAUACUAGCAGUGGAAACGUAAGUGGCUUACUCUAAAAACUUUGGUGCUGGCAAAUACAUAGGCAAACUGUUGGAAGAUGCUCUAGUUACAUUCCUCCUUUUACUAUUUCUUUUUCCCUCUUCCCCACUUGAUGACAUAAUAUAUUCCUGUACCUAAAGCAUUCUACCACACUUCUGUUUAACUCCAACUUUUGAUCUCUCCUUUACAACUUACAUGUUUAACCAUAUCACCGGCUUGUUCAUUCACAUUCUGUCUCCCUCCCUCCUUCUCUUCCCCUCUAACUCUCUUUCCCAGAAGUUAUUUGCCUGGUUGGAAAUAUUUUGUUGGAUUGCUUACUACAAUGUAUUAAUUAUUUUAGCUGAUGAAUCUCAGGACAACAUAUAAACACACAUACACACACACGAUCUCAUAUGUUUAAGUGGAUUUGUAGUCGAACUUCUGUGUCUAAGAUUAGAGAACUGUCCUGCAGUGAAGUGAUUGGUGACUUUGGUAAUUACAGACUGAUUCCAAUGAACUGAAGCUAAUUUCUUUUGAUAAUGAAUGUAUCUGCUCACCUUGUUCCCUUCUAAUGAUGGAUAAGCUCCAAGUAGUUGCUAAUCUUUUGACAACUUCUACUGAGUAUCAUUCACUUCUUUUACUUAGUCUUUUAAUAAAUAUACUGCAAAUAUUUCAUUAACCUGUUCUCAAGUGGUUUAGCUACCAUUCUGCCAUUUAAAUUUUUAUUUACUUUUAUUUGCUUGAGCACACUGAUCAACCACUGAACUGCCUUCUUCCAUUGUCCUGCAAUGAUAUAAGGGUUACAUUUUUGUGUAUAUGGCUUUCAUAGUGGGGAUUUCAGAGCACUGAUACCAGAUAUUUUCAGUUUGUUCUCUGGGGAAAUUUCAUUUGCAUCUAUGUUUUUAGCUAUCUGUGAUAACUUGUUAAAUAUUAAAAAGAUAUUUUGCUUCUAUUGGAACAUUUGUAUACUCGCAACUAUAUUUCUGUAAACAGCUGCAGUCAAAAAUAAAACAUUGAAAGUUUUCA
Messenger RNA from Nycticebus coucang (slow loris), 13602 nucleotides. It is a transcript of the gene NFAT5, whose product is annotated as nuclear factor of activated T cells 5. Gene Ontology annotation, cellular component: transcription regulator complex. Lineage: Eukaryota; Metazoa; Chordata; Mammalia; Primates; Lorisidae. Bases 902 to 5521 code for a protein of 1539 amino acids. Gene Ontology annotation, biological process: regulation of transcription by RNA polymerase II; calcineurin-NFAT signaling cascade; cytokine production. Gene Ontology annotation, molecular function: RNA polymerase II cis-regulatory region sequence-specific DNA binding; transcription factor binding; DNA-binding transcription factor activity, RNA polymerase II-specific. The record is from RefSeq and is a predicted model, not a curated record. The transcript has 14 exons.